This is a messenger RNA of Solenopsis invicta (red fire ant), 761 nucleotides long. RefSeq lists its product as uncharacterized. The record is from RefSeq and is a predicted model, not a curated record. The transcript has a single exon. Gene Ontology annotation, biological process: vacuolar proton-transporting V-type ATPase complex assembly. Lineage: Eukaryota; Metazoa; Arthropoda; Insecta; Hymenoptera; Formicidae. Bases 250 to 534 code for a protein of 94 amino acids. Gene Ontology annotation, cellular component: endoplasmic reticulum membrane.
GCUUAAUAAUCACCGCAUGCUUGCAUUUUUCAUUUUGCAGAGAUUCGAUUUCGGAGAGCUCUCUUCGUAAGCACGGUAAAGGCAUUCUCCUUCAUGGUCCUGAUCAUUCGCAACUGCAGAAUAUUGUCCAGUCGACAGAACAAACGACAAACGGUUCAGACCCUAGGAAGUUUCGGGAAGCUGCAAGAUUUUCAAAGCGAAUCCUGUCGGCAGCAAUCGAUUUGCGAAAUAAAGUAGUACGAGUGCGCGAUGGGUCCGGCAACGGUACUGGGAACAUUGUUCCUCUAUAGCAUUGCCAUGUUUACUUUGCCGUUUGCUGCCUUCUUUGGAAUACAACGUUUCAUGAUACUAGAAUUUCAGACUGAUACCGCUGUGAUUAAUUACGUUUCUGUCCUGGCUGCUGUUGUCACAGUCAAUUUAAUUAUUUCUUGUUACGCGUAUCAAGCUUUAAAUGAAUCUGUUGAGGAAAAGGAACAAAGCGAAGAUGAAGUUGGAAUAAAAUCCAAAGAGAGUUUAAAUAAGAAAACUGAUUAAAAAAUAGUUUUCUCUUUUUAAAUAAAAGAAAAUUUGCUAAAUAUCAAAUAUUUUUCGUGUUUAAAGGAACGAGCACUUUUUCUUACUUAAAGUGUGUGUUUGUGUACAUGUAUAUAUUAUGAUAAAUUUCAUAAGUUUAAUAAGAAAGAUGUAAAUAUAGAUAUAUGUAUAAAUAAAGAUUAUAUAUUAUGAUGAACAAUCUUUACUUAAUAAAAUAAUAACAAAGA